Messenger RNA from Zophobas morio, 1297 nucleotides. RefSeq names its product trypsin-1-like. Gene Ontology annotation, biological process: proteolysis. NCBI's taxonomy places the organism in Eukaryota, Metazoa, Arthropoda, Insecta, Coleoptera, Tenebrionidae. Gene Ontology annotation, molecular function: serine-type endopeptidase activity. Bases 247 to 1254 code for a protein of 335 amino acids. The transcript is spliced from 6 exons. The record is from RefSeq and is a predicted model, not a curated record.
UCUUGGGUAUAACAUGACGUAUCUUGCCUCAAUACGAGUCACUUUCUUCGUAGGUGUAGUGAAAGAGCCAACAGUCCUUGGUAGACGGUGAAAGCACCACGUGAAUUUAACUAAUUAUUAUUUUUAACGUUACUAACCUAAAACGUAAAUAAAUUCCGUCGCUGUGGUGUCGGUGCAAGACUGGAAUUGGCGAGUUUGUGUUUGCAAUUAUUGCGAUAAUUAAGUGUGAGUGAUGUGCGGACGAAAAUGCCAGUGAAUCCGAAAAUCGUACACGUGAUCUGCUUGUCUUGCCUGUUGGUUGUGCCGUCGACUAAGGGACUUAUAGCCACUGUCGAUAAAAACAAAUUCCACGUGACAAACGCGACCUCGCGAAUACCAGCCCGCAGCGGCAAAUUCCUCUUCAACCAACUCUUCGGCUUGACAUCAUUUCUAACAGGCGGCGUCGCCUCCCUCGACGACGACGACGACGACGACGGAGGAAAAACCAAAAACUGUACUUGCGACUUUUUUCCAGAAUGCGGCCAGACCAACCAAGAAAACCGAAUAGUCGGGGGGCGACCGACCGGCAUUAACAGGUACCCAUGGGUUGCUAGAAUCGUGUACGAUGGGCACUUCCACUGCGGGGCGUCGCUGAUCACCCAGGAUUACGUUUUGACGGCCGCGCACUGCGUACGAAGGCUGAAGCGGUCGAAAAUUAGGAUUAUCCUGGGGGACCAUGACCAGUCGACGACCGAAGACACACCGGCGAAAAUGCGGGCCGUGUCCGCCAUAAUCCGCCACAGGAAUUUCGAUCAAGAGUCGUAUAAUCACGACAUCGCGCUGCUGAAGCUGCGGAAACCGGUCGAGUUUUCCAAAAAUAUUCGCCCGAUUUGUUUGCCCACAGGAAAAGACCCCGCCGGCAAAACCGGCACGGUGGUGGGCUGGGGCAGGACGACCGAGGGCGGCAUGCUGCCCAACGUGGUCCAGGAGGUGGAGGUUCCCAUCCUGACGCUAUCCCAGUGCAGGGCCAUGAAAUACAGGGCGUCCAGAAUAACUUCGUACAUGCUGUGCGCAGGAAGAGGUGCCAUGGAUUCGUGUCAGGGCGACAGCGGCGGACCACUAUUGGUUCCAAACGGAGAUAAAUACGAAAUUGUAGGAAUCGUGUCGUGGGGAGUGGGCUGUGGACGUCCGGGCUACCCAGGGGUGUACACGAGAGUCUCCAAAUAUCUUAACUGGUUGAAGUACAACCUCGACGAUACCUGCGUGUGUUCAUAAUGUAUUUAUUUUAAACAUUUUACGAAAUAAAAAUUCGAAAAGA